Liolophura sinensis is the source of this 995-nucleotide messenger RNA. RefSeq lists its product as uncharacterized. The record is from RefSeq and is a predicted model, not a curated record. Lineage: Eukaryota; Metazoa; Mollusca; Polyplacophora; Chitonida; Chitonidae. The coding region runs from base 144 to 647 and encodes 167 amino acids. The transcript is spliced from 5 exons.
CAGCUGAUAGAGGAAAGGUGACAUUGCUGGCCCAUUUUAAACGACACUGAGGUUGAAGCCCGUGCCAAUAUUGAUGUCUGUGCUAAAUAUACGGCCACCAGGGAGCCGCGCGUCCCACAAACGAGGUACCGUAUUGCUCAGCCAUGACCACCAAGGAGCGGAGACUCACGCGGGGUAUGACCCGCGAGGUUGACCCUUAUCUCAGCGAGGAGGACACAUCCCAAGAAGACUUGGAAGUAAUGGGACCCCGAAGACCCGGGAGUAAUGGAACCCGAAGACUUGGGAGAAAUGGAACCCAAAGACCCGGGAGUAAUGGAACACGAGACAGGGGGUUUACCUUUGAAAAUGACCAACAGUUAGUAUGCGGUUCAGAGCAAAAACACGACUCCCUGAAGGACGAUGCUGACUUCAACGCUAUAAUGGGGGCUGCCACUACAGGCUUUGCGCUUGGUGUGGGCGGAUAUUUUCUGCGGGAAAUUUUAGACGGCCUGCAAUCUGGCAAGGAAACAAAAAAACAGGCUGGUGGCAGAAAGACUGAGGAAAAAUCAGUGUCAGACUUGCUACUGGGAGCUGCAGUUGCUGGUGUAAUUGGUGGUGCAAACUCCGGUGUAAUGAAAGCAAUGGAGUUGGCAGAUUUGAAAAUUUAAUUAUAAACUUCGUGAAAUGACUCCUCAAUUAAUGUAACUGGGCACAUUUUCUCUAUAGACCUGCAAUAAACAGGUCUAUUUUAAUUUUCGUCCGUAUGAUUAGAGCACUUAUCUCAUAGAAACGGAUUUUUCUUGGGUAUUGAAUUUUGAAGCGCUUCACUCUGCUGGGCAUAGGGGUGUUUACAGGGUGCUAAUCUGCACACUGCAUAGCUGCAUGUUAACCGUAGUUUACUAAUAAGGAGAUUCAGAGAUAUACAUUCCAACAACUCAUUACUAAAGUUGAAAAAAUAACACAAAUGAAUUACAUUGAUGUUUCAUCAAUAGCACAUACAAUCUUUAAAAUAACAA